Messenger RNA from Capsaspora owczarzaki ATCC 30864, 445 nucleotides. RefSeq lists its product as hypothetical. The annotation marks the transcript as partial. The record is from RefSeq and is a predicted model, not a curated record. Lineage: Eukaryota; Filasterea; Ministeriida; Capsasporidae. Gene Ontology annotation, molecular function: alkylglycerone-phosphate synthase activity. Gene Ontology annotation, biological process: lipid biosynthetic process. The transcript has 2 exons.
AUGUCAACAAGCGAUCGCCUUCGCACCAUCACGAGCCACGUCACUGAGGGCUCUCCCGCGGCGUGGUUCUCUGCCGAGCCGUGCGCCGUGCCAGUGAAAGACGCAGACAAGCUUGCCAAGGAGCAGCCGCGCGCCUUCCCGACGCAUCGCCAGGACACGCUGCGAUGGAAUGGCUGGGGCUACAAGGAUUCCGGCUUUGAGCUCAACGACAAGGGUGUCGUCUGGUUGACGGGAACACGCUACUCGCUCAGCGGCCAGGAGAUGCCUGGACUGCGCCAGUGGAUGGAAGACAAGUGUGGCGUGAACAUGAACGAUCAGUCCCCGUCGCAGGCGGCCAUGAAGGACAUCCCAAAGCCAAUCCUCAACGAUCGCUUUGUCGCUGCCGUCGAGCCGCGUGUCAAGCUCCUCUCCACCGACGACAACGACCGCAUUGCGCAUGCUCAUG